AUGUCCUACCGACGCCCCCAUGAGAGCAAGCAGGAACAGAGGCGCAUUCUGGGGUACAACAUGGCAAGACGAGUGGGGGGCGACGCCUCCCCAAACAAGAACGCAUCAUUCAACCUUGUGGCCGGCUUUUACCACUACCUGCGUGAUGAGCAAGAGGCUGUGCAGAAACGGACGUUCACCAAAUGGAUCAAUUCCCACUUGGCAAAGAGUGUCCCACCUCUGGUCGUGAGUGAUCUGUUUGAGGAUAUCAAGGAUGGUGUCAAGCUGAUUGCCCUGCUGGAAGUCCUCUCUGGACAAAAACUGCAACGUGAGCAGGGCAAGAAGCUAAAGAGGAUCCACUGGCUUGCAAACAUUGGUACUGCUCUCAACUUCCUUGAGGGAAGGAAGUCUGCCUACAGGGGAUCACCGAUCAAGCUAGUGAACAUCAACUCCACAGAUAUUGUUGAUGGUCGACCGUCAAUUGUUUUGGGCCUGGUGUGGACCAUCAUCCUAUAUUUCCAGAUCGAGGAGCUAACCAGCAGUCUACAAGCAACCCACGCCUCACCCCGCAGCUCCUCGUCACUGGACAGCUCUGCCAGCAGCAAUGAGACCACCAGCUCGCCCCUUAAGAAGAAGCCUCUGCUACCCCUGCAGGGGGGUGCCAGGAAGGCCCUGCUCGGAUGGGUCCAGCAGACAGCAACAAAACAUCUGGAAAUCAAGGUGAUAGACUUUGGUCCUAGCUGGCGUACAGGUUUAGCCUUCUUUGCCAUCCUCAACGCCUUCCGGCCCAAUCUGGUGGACAUGGAGCAAGUAAAGAGGAGACCCAACCGAGAAAAUCUGCAGGAAGCUUUUUUGUUAGCUGAGACACAGUUAGGCAUAGCGCAGCUCCUCGAUCCUGAGGACGUAGACGUGGACAAGCCGGACGAGAAAUCCAUCAUGACAUACGUGGCCCAGUUCCUGAAGCAUCAUCCUGAGCGAGAGCAGAGCACCUCUGAUGGACAAGCAGCAGCAGCUAAAGAAGGAGAAGAAGAGGAGGAGGCGUCUGUCACACAGCAUGGUCUCGCUCCUCGCGAUAUAGAGGAAAUGUUGGAGAGAGAGCAGAGAAAGAGCCUGAGGGAGUUCAAAAUGUGGCUGGACCAGCUGGAGACUGACGCACUACACGCCCAGGAGACCAAUAGCAAUAUCUCUCAACAGUACCAGUUGUUCAAGAGUCUGCGUGUCCAGCUGGAAAUGAAGAGAAAUCAGGUGGAGGAUUCCUUAAAGUCCACACAGAAGGACGGGAUGCUGACAGUGGAUCAGGCUCUGGUUAAGCAGGCUUGGGAAAGGCUCUCAAACAAGCUGCUGGAUUGGCACCUGCUGCUGGACACAUCCCUGCCUGCUCCUCUGGAUGCGCUGGGGGCCUGGUUGCACCACACUGAGAGAACUCUGCGACAAGAGCUCACCACCCAAAAAACUAAUGAUGAGGAAGACAUCCACAGAGCUUUGGAACAACACAAGGACGUCUUGAAGAGCCUUGAAGAUCAUCAGCUGGUCUUUCAGAGGAUCCAUAAGGACAGAAGUAUUGACGGUGUCCCGAUUCCCCCGGAACAGCUCCAAGACAUGGCUGAGAGGCUCAAUUUUAUGGCCACAUCUUGUUGCGUCCAUUUGGCCAAGAUGGAAUUCUUGGAAACCAAACACCGCAUGCAGGCUUUUCUCACCGAGGCAGAGUCUAAGCUCAAGUCCUGGAUCAUCAAGUAUGGCACACAAGAAUCUGUGGAACUGAUGCUACGUGAUUACAUUGUUUUUGUGGAGAAGCAAUAUUUCUUUGAAAAUUACAAGACUUUGUUCGAGUCCCUGAAAUGUGCUGCUGAGGUUUACACUAGCGCUGACAGUUCAGCCAACGAGGGAGAGAUGGAGGUGUCUCAGUUCGUGCGGGACGUGGCAGCCCUGUGGAGGAGCCUAUCCAUGGAAGUGCGCAGUGUGAGGAGCAUGCUGGAGGAGGUGCUUUCCAACUGGGACAGGUACACCUCCACGGUAGCCUCUUUCCAAGCCUGGUUGGAGGAUGCAGAGGAAGCCGUGACCCAGCCAGAAAACACAAAGCAGGAGUUUUUCAAGAAUCUGAGCUACUGGAUGGAUCAGCAUGCCGCCAUGAACGAUGCUGGGAAUUUUCUAAUUGAAACAUGCGACGAGACCAUGUCAUUCGAUCUAAAGCAGCAGCUGCUUCUCUUGAAUGGGCGAUGGAGAGAACUCUUCUUUAAGGUCAAACAGCUCUCCCGAGCUGAUGAGUUGGUAAAGUGGAGAAAAGACCAUCUAGGGGCAAUGUCGUCUUUAAAAGAGCUUUUGGACGCAGCAGAGGCAAAGCUCAGUGCUCCUGUCCAUGUGUCUUUCCUCAGUGUUCGAGCCUUUCUGCAGGAUGUGGAGAAUACCAAGCAAAAGGUUGUUGCCAUGGAGACUCAAUACAAGCUGGCCGGCCGUAGCGCUCAGCUGCUUGCAAAGGAUGCGCCGCACGACGAGGCCACCCGGGUCAUUGCAGCCAUGACAACAGCUAAGAGUCAGCUGAGUCGAGUUAGAGAGCAAUGUCCCAUCUUUUUGAGGGAAUGUCAUGCUCUUCUGCCAUUGUUGGAGGAGAUGGACAAACACAUCACUGCCUUUUAUCAAGCACUGGAGCAGGCCAGUCAGAUUACUGCCACAGCCAGAGAUGCAGACACACAGAGCCCAACCAUGCACAGACACAAGUGGCAGGAUUUGUUACAGCAGCAGCAGAGCUGUAAGCGAAGAGUGUCGGUAAUCGAGAGGAACCACCACACGGUGCACAGGGCGCUCUCCAACAGCAAGGUGCUUCGGCACUUCGACACAUGCCUGCUGCAGAAGACAGUUGCUGAUGUACAAGGCUCAGCACAGGCUCUGCUGAAAGAGGUUGGUGAAUGGAGAAGGCAGCAAGAGGCCAACAGCUCCCUGAGGAGGAGGUUUGAGGAAUCCCGACAAGAUCUGGAGAGAGUGCUACAGACAGCCCAGGAGUGUUUGGGAGAGAGCGGAGACGCCGAGGAACUACUGAAGACGCAUACAGAUUUUUUCAGCCAACUGGAUCAGCGCGUGCUGAGCGUCUUCUUGAAGGCAUGUGACGAGUUGACCGACAUCCUACCAGAAGAAGAGCAACAGGGGCUACAAGAGACAGUCCGCAGGCUGCACAAGUACUGGAAGGACAUUCAGGGUGAAGUACCAUCCCACCUGCUCCGUCUGAAGGUAGAGGUGGAGCAGAGUCGAGUAGAGGCCGUCCUGCAAGACUGCAGAGCAGAGCUUCACCGAGAAAUCCAAGCCCUUUCGUACAUCUCAACCAGUGAGCAUGUGGUCAAAGAGCAUAGGGUGAGCCUCGUUAGAUUCAUAAUAAAAUCACUGGGUGUCGUCAUCAUCAUCACAUCCCUCUCUUUCUCUUUUCCUCAGGCGUUCUUCAGGGAACGCACACCUCUGACUUUGUGCGAGAAGAGGAUUAGGAACAUGGAGGAUCUGUGUCAUAAAUUGCCUGACAACGAUGUGGCUUACAGAAGGCUAGAUUCUACCAAGAAGGCUGUAGAGGAGGUUACAGAGCAGGUCAGGAGCACCAGCCUGCAGCUGGAACAGCAUCCUGAUAAGUGGAAAGAAUGGAAUGAUAGGUUUUGUGAGCUCUCAGACUGGCUCUCUUCUCAGAGCAGGCUCUUUAAUGAGACUGCAAUAACUUCCACAAGUCAGGAGCAAGUUGAAGCUGCCAUGCAGGCAGUGCAAGCUGCAGGACAUGCCCGAGAAGAGAACCUAAUGUGGCUUAAGAGCCGUCUUUGUAGCUUAACUGACGUAAGUUCUGAACUGGAGAUACAGAGACAGCAAACAGCCCUGACCAAACUUUCAGCUGAUUUUAGGGACCUUUUUUCAUCACUGUGUCAGGGUGGUGGAGAGGGCUCAAGUGUGUUCCAGUUUGAGGAGCUUAGGGAGGAUGUGCGUGGCGCUUUGAAGGAGGUCCUGAAAGCCGGAAAGGAAGCCGGAGAGCAGAUCAGCAGGAUUCUGGAUGCUGAGGACUUGAAGGAAGCCCAGGACCUAUUCCUUAUUCACCAGCAACGCCUAAAACAACUACAAGCUCUCAGGAAGGAGGCAGAGCUUCUUGUGUCCCACUCACACCAGCUGCAGACUGGAGAGGCUUUGAGUCACUCUGUGCAGGAGUUAGAAGAACGUGUCAAAGAAGUUGACUGCCAGUUCAGCGCAAAGGAGCACAACCUGCAGGCCACUAUGGACUCCUGGCAGAGCUUUGAAACCGAGCGAGAAACAGUUUGGAGUUUUAUAAGGGAGACAAACACUGAGCUGCGAAAAGAGCUUAUAUUCAACAGCCUGGACAGCCUGAGAAGAGAAAUGGAGCUCAACAAGGACCUUUUACUAAAGGUGGAGGACUGCAGUGUCCGAGCAGACGUCCUCCUGGAGGAUGCAGUAGACCUUCAGCUUGGUCCGAAGAAUCAAAGUCUGGUACUGCAGCAGGCCCAGUUUGCCAGAGAAGCCGUCAAGGAUCUUCAAGACCACCUCAGCAAAAAUGUUGUACAUCUGGAAAGGAUCUGCUCAUUGUGGGAGCGCUUCAAUGUUGACCUAAAGUUGUUCUGUUCACGGAUCAAUGAAAAUCAGAGAGCGCUGGAGGCCAUCAAGAUCACCUCACCCUCAGAUCAUUUGGAGCAACACAUCUGCACAGUAGAAACAGUGGCAGAAGAUCUAGAGGAGAGGAAGGCUGUCCUGGUCCACAUGGAGGAGGACUGCAAAGCCCUGUCCAGGUUUGUGACCCCUGGAGAGGGCGAGAGUAUCCGUGCAGGCCUCACCCAGAUGAGGCACUCCUUGGAGGAGCUGAUGGAAAACACAGAGCAUUUGGCAGGGCAGCUUAAUCAGAGCUCCUCCCACAGGCAGAGAUGCAACGAUAACCUCGAGCAGGUCAAGAAAACAAUGAAGUAUCUUAAAGAGAAACUUGACUCUCCAGCUUCAUUUUGCUCUGCAUCGUCUGAGGCGCAUAAGAUCUUGCAGAGUCAUAUGGAGGUGCCCCAGGCUGUGGAGCAGCUAAAGCCCAGACUGAUGGUUUUGCGCUCGGCUGUGAGGCGGCUUGGUGAGGGUACCACACUGGAGCAAGAGGUCGUUGACCUUCAGACGCUGCAAGGAGAGUUGAUAGAAAAGGCCACAGAGAAACAAUCUACAUUAGAGAGCCUUCUUGCACUGUGGCAAAGAUUUGAAAAGGAGAAUUCCUUCAUGAAAAGCUGGCUAGACCACAGCGAGCCUCUUUGCUCUCCCGCCAAUAAAUUGCCUUCUGCAGACAAGCUGAAGAUAAGUAUGGAGCUCCAGCAUGUGCAGAAAAUGCAGAAUGAGACCCUCUCUAAUGACGCUCUCCUUCAGGGUAUGGUCAACCUUGCGUUUUGUCUCUAUCCUUCUGCCCCUGAAGCUGGAGUGCAAGAGCUCAGUGAUGAUCUCACACAGCUGCAGCAGCGAUACACUUCACUAAAGGACAACAUAACACACAGGUGCAAGCUGCUGAAGUCUCAGUUGUCCCAGCUUGAGCUUUUUGAUGGGGCGCUUCUGACAUUGAGCCAAAAAAGUGCAAACUUUCUGUCGAACUUGAGAAGCUCUUUUCAAGUGGAUGUUACCGAUCUCAAUUGGGCGUUCACAAAACUCACGGAGCAUGAGUCUGAGUUCAAGGCUCAUGCGUCACUUAGAGAGGCGCUCCAGGAAAGAGAAUCCGCCCUGCUUCAGUGCUUCACUCCAGAGGCCCAGCAGCAGCUCCAGGCUCGGCAAGAGGAUUGCCUCCAACCUCUCAGUGAAGCUGAAUGUCUUCUUCUCCUACGCAAAAAGGGCCUGAAUGAAUUACAGUGCUUCUUAGAGAAGCACAAAGCGGCAGGUCAGGCUGUUGGCCGGCUUCAUGAGGCCCUGCAAAGAAAGGAAAGCUGGCAUUCACCCAAAACUGAAGAGCUCCAUCGCUUUAUAGUGGAAGUUGCAAAAGAUGUGGCCCAGUUUGAGGGUGAGGCAGUGGAGUUAGAUGGGCUGCUGAACAAGGCCCACCUUUACUUGUGUGCCUCAGAGGGGCAUAAGUCCGAGGGAAGAACCUCUUGCAGGGAGCUGGCAAUGGCUCUCAUCACAUCCCUAGAGGAAGCGCAGAGGGCUUUAGAAUGGAGGCAGGGUGAAGCAGAUGCUCUCCGAGAAAUGUGGAGCUCCUUCAGGGAGAAGAAGGUGGAGGUGAUGAAUAAUUUGAAGAAACUAGCAGAUGAAACAGGGCAAGAGGUGAUCAGUGAGAUCUCAGUGCAAGCCUUUCAAAACAGGCUGCGCUCCUUGGCCCAGCUGGAGAAUGAGCUCCAGUCCUUACAACAGUCCCAGCAGUGGUUAGAAGAGAAGGGAAGCCAGUUGGCCCAGAGAGACACUGAGCUGGCAGGGGAGGCUCUGGGUGAGGUUAAACUCGUGAAGGCGGCCUGGGACACUGUCAGGAUUCUCAUUACCAGCAGUCAAAAACAAAGUACAGCAAUACUAGAUCUUCUUCGCCAUCAUCAUAAGCUGAGGUCCAUGCUCUGCGCCACUGUAGAGAAGACCCAGUCACUAUCUCACAACCUGCCAAACCACAACCACAGUGCUCAGGAGGCCAGGACGUCCUUCACACGGCAUGAGAAGCUGCAAGAUGAGCUGAGAGAAAAACAGACGGACAUGGAUCAGCUCAUCAGCACAGUGGAGGAUCUGCAGAGAGAAGUGGACCGCAUUCCCAACUGUGGCAUGCACAUCAUUCAGAGGGAGAUGGAGACAUUAAGGGCACAGUGGUUGGAGGCAACGGAGAGAAUUCAAACUAAUAUGGAAAGAUUGGGCUACUGUAUGACACUUUGGGAUGACCUAAAGGUCAUGGAGCAGGACAUCUCCCAAUGGACCGUCACCUCCAUCGCUGAACUCAGUGUCACCAAUCUGAACGACAAGGAGGCAGAAAACCGCCUCAUCACCUUUCAGGCAGAUAUGGAAAAAAGGGAGCACUCGCUGGAUGCUGUGCAGGAGAAAGUAGAAGACCUUAAAGAACGAGCUAAAUUAGAGGAAACUCCCCUACAAAUGCAGCUCCUGGAGUCUGACCUAAGGAAAAAGUUGGUCCAUGUGCAGGAGAUGUACAACCAAGCCAAACACAGCCUGACCUACUUCACUUUCCAGAAGCAGCGACUUGAGGACCUCAUGUCCCUGAUGCUUGAGCGCCUUGACAAAAUUGAGUGCUCCUUGUCAGGUCUCUCUGAAACCACCUCCUCAGAAGACAUUGAUGACAUUAAAGGUUUGCAAGGAGCUGUGCAGCAACAGAGAGCAGACAUGGACUCCGCCAGAGAGGCUCUGAGCACCCUGUGCAGGUCUCAUCCCUCUCAGGAGCUCUCUUGCCUCUCUGCCAACUUCACUGCCAUAUUCAAGCGAACCGAGGUGGUUGCCCAGCGUUGUGCCAAGGCCAGAGGCAGCCUGCAGGAUGUGCUGCAGCUCCACGUCAACCAGCUUUUCCAAGAAUUUCACUCCUGGCUCUCUGGAUCGAAGUUGGAGUUGAAAGAAUGUUCAAAUCAGUCUGGAGACAUUGCCAACCUCGCAGCAAAGUUGCAAAGACUGAAGUUGCUAACAGAGCGGGUGUCAGAAGGUGAGGAGCGUCUCUCUCAGGUUUGUGAGAAGGUUGAGAGGCUCCUCCUCCACCUGCCAGAAGCUGCAGAAAUACAGCUCCGAGAGCAUCUUUCCUCCUGCCGCAGAGAGUGGAGAAACUUUCUGGAUGACUACUCUCAGAGCCAAAAAGACCUGGAAAAGAAUAUUCUUAUCUUAAAAAGGUUUGAUGACACUGUCGAAAGUGUCAAAGAAUGGCUUAAGCAGAUGGAGCUCAGCCUCAACAGGGAGUCUUUUAUUGGGGAAGAUGGCCAAGGUGCUCCUGAUAGCAGAAAAGAACUGGAUAAAGUGGAAAACUUCCAUAAGGAGCUUUUGACAAGACGGGACUCAAUCCACCGUGUCAUCCGAGAGGCCCAGUCCUUGUCUGAAGCAGGACCCGGUUCCGGUGAAGAGGUCCGAAUGGCAGUGCGGCUUCAGAUGGAGCACCAGGCUCUGCUCAAAGCCGCCAGUGAGAGGCUGCGAGCCUGUCAAGAGAACCAGGCCUUUGGGGAGACCCUCCAAGCAGUGUGGGCCUGGUUAGAGGACAUCCAGGAGAAGCUGGGUACAGUUGAUAGCACCAUGGGAACCAAAGAGCAGUUGCAGCAGAGGCUAGAGACUGUACAGGAUAUCCUGCUUUUGAAGGGGGAGGGGGAGGUCAAACUGAAUAUGGCGAUAGGUAAGGGCGAGAUGGCCCUACGCAGCUCUGGGGCCGCUAGACAGGAAGUAGUGCGCUCUCAGCUCCAGGAGGUGGAGGAUGCUUGGGCCACGCUGCUUGUGACUGCCAUGAGCUGCCACAGUCGUCUGGAGUGGACUGUCUCACAAUGGAGUGGGUACUUGGAAAAUGCGUCCCAGCUACGUAGCUGGAUGGAGGCUGUUGAGCGGGAGGUGUGUGCUUCCCUCACCCCUCAGCCGGGACCCAGAGAGAAGGCCUUGCAGCUGGAGAAGCUCCGAUCCUUGCUGGCCGACCUGGAGGAGCACCAGAUGGCUUUGUCCAGUCUGGAGGAAAAAGCCAGAGAACUCUUUAAGAAGACAGGGGACGCCAGUUUUAACCAUGGCGCUCGAACACAGCUGCAGGUGCACUUUGAUGAGCUGACAGCUUUGGUGGAGCAGGAGCGAGUUCGUCGAGCACAGAGCGUGGUGCUGGAACACCAGGAAUACUUGGAGGCUGUCCGGGAGCUUACUGAUUGGCUGAUGACGGCAGGAGAGGAGCUUCAGCAUUGGUCAGAUACAUCUGGAGACUCCACCUCCAUCAGGAAGAAACUACUUGAAGUAAGGGAGCGUGUGGAGUGUGAACUCCUGGAGGGUCGGGAGCGUCUUAGCCGCGUGCGUAGGACAGCGGCGUCCGUGGCUGAGCACACGGCCGCAGGAGGUUGCGAGGCCAUGGACCGACAGCUGGGGGCGCUGGCACAGGCGCUAGAGCAAUGGGAAGGCGCUGCUCUGAGGUCCCGGGACGGCCUAGAGGGAGCUCUCGCCUCUGCUUCUGCCUCUGAAGAGGAAUACGAGUGUCUGACCUCUCAGCUGGAUGAGGAUUUGAAAGCACUUGAUGAACGACUGAGGGGAUGGAGCCAGGAGCUGAUAAGAGCUGAGGGUUGGUGCAAUGGCGAGGAAGCAGUGGCGGGAUGGCAACUGGCUAAGGACAUACUGGAAGGCUUGCAGAGCGCGGAGCCCAUGGCAGAGAAGUUGAAAGGUCAACUGAACGAGCUGGUACGAUACUCCAGAGACUUGGGUUCCCAGUCCGACCGAGUCACCGCUCUUGUCAAGCAGCACAACAGCCUCAGCCUCCAUGCCUCCAGGGAGUGCCAGAAUAAGGAGCGCCUACUGGAGCAGCGGUUCCGUGCUGCCCUCAGAGACUUCCAGCAGUGGUUGGUUAACGCCAAAAUCUGUACCGCCAAAUGUUUCGACGUGCCGCAGAGUGUGGCAGAGGCCUCCAGCGCUCAGCAACGAAUACAGGAGUUCUUGAGUGACAGGGAGCACGGCCAGGCCAGGCUGAGUACAGUAGGAGCCAGCGGGGAGCUUCUGAUGGCGGUGGUGUCCAAAGACAGGGUGGAGGGGAUCAAGGCCAAAGUGACAAACAUGAGAGAAGACUGGAGGAGGCUGAUGAAUGACCUGCAGUUGAGGGAGGAUGCGCUCAAGAAUGUAUAUUGUCAGAUGACAGAGUUUGAAGCAAGCGCUCAACCUCUGCUGGAGUGGCUUAACAGCACCGAGUUCAAAGUUCAGGAGAGCAGUGCUCGGCUACACGACCUCCAAACCAAGAAACAAGAGCUAAGCAAACUACAGACUAUUCUUGAGGAGAUGUCCAGUCGUGAAGCAGAACUCGGACAUCUUAGAGAGAGUGCACAUCGUCUUUGGGAGGGGCAGGCCGCAGGCAAGGGCUUUGUCCACCGAGUGUCCCAGCUGUCGGCGCAGUGCUUGGCUCUCAGCAACUUGACCAAGGACAAGUCCUCCAGGGUUGAACGCAUUGUCGGGGAGCACCGUCUCUUCUCUCAGGGUCUGAAAGAGCUCCAGGAAUGGGUGUGCAAAGCUCAGAGGCUCCUGGCCACCUGCGUCUCCGCCACCUCCAAUAAAGUUGUGCUGGAGGACCGCAUGUUGCAGUUGGAAGCUUUGCUCGCCGCACGUCAGGAGCGGGAGAUCCAAAUGAAGAUGCUGCUUACUAGGGGAGAAGCAGUCCAAAGAAACACAUCGGCUGAGGGUGUCCCAGUCAUCCGCAAGCAGAUCCAGGACCUGAAGGACUCGUGGGACUCCCUGCUGUCUGCCUCCAUCAAGUGCAAAAGUCAACUGGAGGGCGCCUUGUCGCAGUGGACCAGCUAUCAGGAGGACUUUGGUCACUUUGUGCUUUGGAUAGAGCGCGUUGAGGAAACACUGAGCUGCUCGGACAGACAGUACUCUGAGAUGAGAGACAAGACUGCAAACCUGGGAAAGACUAAGCUUCUGUAUGAAGAAGUGCUGAGUCACAGCUGUCCUCUGGAGACCAUUGCAACUAAGGGCGCCAACAUGGCAGAACACGGCACUACGCAGCAGGAAGUGAAGCAGCUACAGAACAGAUACAACGCCCUGAAAGAAAAGGCCAAGAAUGCAGUCAGCAAGGCCAAGGGGCUGGUGCUGAUCCAUCAAGAAUAUCAGCGAGUGCUCCAUGUGUUUGAAGAUUGGUUGGAGCAAGAACAGGCCACUCUUGCAUCAUUAUCCCUUUCAGAGGCAAAUGUGGAUACACUUGAGGAAACACUGAAGCAGCUCCAGCUUCUACAGGAGCGAUGCUCAGAUGGUCAGUCGCUGCUGUCGUCAGUGCUGACUAGCAGAGGGAGGGUCAUUCAAUGGGGUGUACCCCAGAUUGAGGACAGAACCCUUGACACUGCACAACAGGAGUGGGUGGCCUACCAGGACCGUUUGGAGGAGACCCAGACCCAGCUGAAGUCCACUCUGGCCAGAUUGAAAGAGAUGGACCAGAAGUUCCUUACCUUAGGCCAGUGGCUUGAGGAGAUGGAGAAAGAGGCCAUAUUGAGACUUCGGAGGUCAGACAGGGGCACCAAAGAGACUCAGCUGAAGAAACUCAAGUCGUGUCUCCAAGCAUUGCUGACACGGCAAGGAGAAGUGGAUGGCCUCUCCUCGCUAUCACAGCAGAUUCUCGAAGAAGCUUACAUCAGUGGUCGUGUUAGCGUCACGGCAACGCAGCUCACUGCCCGCUACCACUCCCUGCUGCUCAGCAUACAGGACACGAUCAAGCAAUUACAGGAGGAGCUGAAGAGUAUUGAAGAGGCCGAAAACCUUUGUGUGUCCUUUACGGAUUGGAUAACCUUGACGCAGAAAAACUUUACAGAAGUAACCAACACAUCGGAAGCCCUGGACCGCAACGCAAUGGACAAAAAGCUGAAGAAACUUGAGACUCUGCAGGCUGAUCUCCAUCACGGUCACAUCUUCCUGAAGGCCCUGAGAGAGAGGGCCGAGCGUGUGGCAGACUUCCUAAACGAAGACAGAGCGAAGAGCUUAGGAGGUGAGGUGGAAGCCCGUCUUUCCCAGCUGGAGGAGCUUGCAGGCUGGCUGAGGCAAGAGCACAGCUUCCUGGAACGCGCAUUUCUGCUGGCUAAGGAGUUCCAGGACCGCCACAAGGCUCAGGCCCAGUGGCUAGGGGAGACCAAAUCUUUGCUCAGCUCUCCACUGGAGCCCAAAGCCGAAUCAUACCAACGAAGGGCACAGCUCGCUAAACACAAGACUCUGUUACAGAUGGUCCAGUCCCAUGAUGCCUCCAUCAGGUCAGUGUUGGAGAAGGGCGACGCUCUGUUGGCAUCAGUCCAUUACCCCUCAGUCAGAGACAAAAUGAAUAGACUGCAAAAAGACUACAGUGACCUGUGUAAUAUGGCCAUGGCCCGCGUGGAGCACCUCGAGGGCCAGGUCAAGGAGCAGGAAGUAUACCACCACGAGCUACAGGAGGCGGAGCGAUGGCUGCUACAGAUGUCCAGCAGGAUGGUGACCCCUGACCCCAGCAUGAGCCGAAGUCUGGAGGAGGCCACAAAGCAGCUGGCGAGGCACAAGGCCAUCAUGGAGGAGAUAGCAGGCUUUGAGGAUCGCUUGGCAGGCUUGAAUCAGCGAGGGGACCACCUGGUGCAAGGCUGUGACGAGCGCGUGCAGAGUAGGCUGAGACAGCAGGUCCAGGCUCACCAGCAAGGCACCAGAGACAGUUACUCUGCCAUCUGUAGCACAGCACAGAGAGUAUAUCAGAGCCUAGACCAUGAGCUCCAAAGACACUUGAGUCUCCAAGACACUCUGCAACAGUGCAAGACUUGGCUGAGGUCUGUCUCCCAGCAACCACAGCCUCCUGCACAGACCCCUCUCAACGUAGAGAAGGCACUACAGCAGGUGAAGCAAGAGAGGGCCCUCCAGGAACAGGCCAGCACUUACUUCCAGCUGGUGUGCUCUUCCUGUGACCUCUCACUCCUCAGAGUGCAGGAGGUGGCUGCCGCUAUCCAGCAGGUCAAACUCCAGAAUGAGGAGCGCAUGAUGCUUUGCGAGGAGGUUGCAGACGCCUGGAGAGAUGUCGAGGAGCAGAAGACACAUCUGGAGGUACGGCUGAGAGAGACGGAGCAGCAACUGGAAAACCUCAUUAGAUGUCCAGCAGAGCUUGAGCCCAGAAUUGCACAAAACCAGCUGGACAAAGCACAGGAGUUCCUCCAGCACGUGAGGGAAAGGCAGUCUGAGUUAAGCCGUCUGAAUGAGGCCAUCAUUAAAAUGACAGACGGACAGGACUGUCCCAUCCUGGAAGACAUGAAGAAACUAAGGAGGAGCUGGAUAGAAAUAGGCCAGCGUGCAGAGAAGCUCGAGGCGGAGCGAGGGGACGACAUGCAGCGAAGUGGCGAGUAUCAGGAGAGCGUGGUUGCUGUCGAGGAGGUUUUCCAUCAAGUAUCCAGGGAAUGGGACUACCUGGCCAGGGCCGACACUGAGAGUACAAGGGAACAUCUAGAAGCUCUUAAAAAGUUAUCCAGUGACCUUGUGAAGCGUAAAGCAACCCUAGAAGAUCUGCGAGACCAGAAACAAACUAUUCUGCCACAAAUAAGCCUGUUGGACAAGGAACUAGUCAAACAACAGGUGGGUCACCUGGAGAAACGCUGGGCUCAGCUUGAGACUCUUAUCCACCAGAAGAUCCAGGACUCCUCACAGACACUAGAGGAACUGGCACGGGUGGAAACGCAGCUGAGGGACGCACGGCAGUGGGUGGAAGAGAAGCGACCCGCACUCACCUCCACGCUGAAAACCAGCCCACCGCCUGACCUGGCCCAGAGUUUUCUGUUCGACCACCUGAGCGUGUGCGUGGAGCUGGAGGCCCGUCAGCAGCUGCUGGGCCGAGCAGUGAGCGAAGCGCAAUGUGUCGCCUCCAGACUGGGGCUGAGGGAAAGGAGAAGCCUGCAGGAGCUUGUUGAACACGCCCAGACUGAAGUGGAGGCUCUGGAGGCACGAGUAGCCCAGAGGAGGAAGUACCUCAGCAAGGCCUUCACAGAGAGGACUCAGUUCCUUCAGGGUCUGGGGAGAGCACUGUCAUGGGUACAACAACAAGAGAGGAAGGCUCUGAUAGAUGACCACAUUGCGCUUCUUCCAGAGGAUCUCGCUAAACAGGCGUCUGCGUGUCGCAGCAUCCAAAGCAGCCUUCGAGCCUACCGGAGGGAGUUGGUAUCUCUCUGGUUUCAAGGUCGGGAGCUCGAGAAGGAUGCCACAGACAAAGAAAGAGAAGAAACCUUGGCAAAACUUAAGGAGCUGCAGGCGGUUUUCGAAGCGGCUUUCCAGACAACCAGCCAGCGUGUCACAAUCUUGGACAAAGCUUUGACAUCCAGGAAGUACUUCCAGGUGGACCUUAACAAGACCUGUCACUGGCUGAGACACGCGGAGGCCAUCACCUUCCGGGAAAUCAAUCUCAACCACAUUGAGGAUAGCUCGGUAUUGCAAGAACAUCUAUGCACCUUUCAAAAAGUCCUGGAACAAGCUACGGAGAACGAGAACCUCCUAUUGAUCGUACAAAGGAUAGGCCAGGAGAUCCUUCCCACUCUGAACGAGAUAGACCACUGCUACCUAGACGAGCGACUCAAUGCUCUCCCCCAACAGUACAAUAGCAUCAUGGCGCUGGCCAAAGAAAAAAAAGACAGGAUUCAACAAAUAAUCAUAGAGAGGAAAGAUUUUAGCACUUUUUUUGAUACGACUCGAAGCACAUUGGAGGACCUUCAGGAGCAGUUUGACAAUCUGGAGAAGAAGACUAUCAAUAGUUGUGAUGAGGAGCUGCGUUGUUUAAGGAGUGACUAUCAGAGGAUUGAUGAAGCUUUAUCCAACAUCAGCCCUGCGGUAAGAGAACUUCAUGGAAAAAAUGAGGGGUUUCUCAGUACGGGCUACACAUACAAAGCUGAGGAAACACGUCAGCUAGUGCGCCUUCACAACACUCUUAAAAGAAGACAUUAUCAAAAACAAAAAUAUUUGGAUCAUGCCUUGAAGAUAAUCAAUGAUCACAACAUAAUACUUAAAACCUUUGACCAGGAACUGAAGUUUGCCAAAGACAAUCUGGUUAGACUCAAGUCAGACAAAGAACUUGAUGCCACGCAUAAAAUUGCAGCUCUUUUUGCAUUACUUGAACGUCUGGAUCGUGUAUCUUUAGAGGCCAAAGAAUGUAGCCAGCAUAUCGCAAGCCUCUGCUUGAGGUUCGACCCCGUUGCCUUUCAGGAGAUGAAAUCCCUGCUUAACUCACUGCAGUCCUUACGUUUAGACAUUAAAUGCUGCAUUGGAGAAAGUGAAAAGGAUGUCCCACAAGACCUCACGACGGGGAUGGAGAAAAUGGCUGAAUGGCUGAAGGACUUUAAAUCCGCAGUGAGGGAGCCUGUAAGCUUAACAGAAGCCAAAGUUGAGAGUGUACAGGAGAAAAUGUGCAAACUGGGAAUCAUGAAAGAAGAAGUGAAGAGCAGAUUGAGGAUGGUGGAUACAUUGUUUAGUCAGGAAGUUCAAAGAUAUUGCAGUAGAAAGGAAAGUAUUCCAGCCUAUGUGGAUGUGAAAGCAGAGGAGCUGAGGCGGCUGGGAGCUGAAGUUCUAAAGGAUAUUAACCAAAAGCAGCUGACUCUGGGUCCAGCUCUUGCCAUGAUCCAGCGGCACCACUCUACCUUGCAGUCCAUGCAAACACACCUGGAUUGUGCCGCCGAUUGCCUUCAAAGUGCCAACGCUGGGGUGGAUCUGGAGCAUCACACAGAUUGGAUUCUCAACCUGCAAGAAAUUUCAGUGCAGGAAAAUAAUUAUACGGCUGUUUCAGAAGAGAUAAGAGACACCCUUGAGCCCCUGUUGACAGAAGUUGCGAUGAACCAGCUAAGAGGAGAAGCUGAAGCCAUGCGGAUGAGGAGCACAGAAAUCAAACACCAUACGGAGGCCUGCAAAGACGUCCAUGAGAGGUGUGUGUCUCUAUGGGCCUCCAUCCAACGUGACAGAGACCGGCUGGUUGAACAAAUGAACGAUGUAGAGAGCAAGAUGGCAGCAUUCUCCACCGCUAAAGCAGAGAGUCUCCAGCAGGCAGAAGACAAGUGUGAGAAAUACAAGUCUCUAGCGACUUACGCUGACCUUCAGGAGUUUGCUAUCACUGCUAUGAAGGAAGACAAGGUAGUCGAGUUAGAGCGGCUCGUCAUCAAAUCUGGUGCAGCCGCCGUCGUCCACCAUGCUCUCUCAUCACUAUGGCAAAGGUGGACCAGGCUUCGCAGUGUAGUGAGAGUCCAGGAGAGGGCACUGGAGGACACUGCCAGGGAGUGGAGGAACUUGACAGAAAAGAUGGAAAAGGUGCGCUCGGUGUCUGCGGACCUCCACAGCCGCAUUCCAGACAGCACGGUCGAGAAGACCGCCACCAGGGCGGCACUCCAGAGCCUCCUGGAUUACCACGACUCCUUUAGUGUGGAGGUGGAGAGAGAGCAGUCCAUCCUGGCUCUGCUGGGGCAACACAUCCGCAGCCUCAGAGGAGAUGAGGAGGAAACAGAGAAUGGCCAUCAGGAAACACAGUGCCUUCAAGACAUCAAAAACAUGCAGGGCCAGUAUGACAGUUUAGUGUUAUUGGUCCGUUCUAGCAGGGCUCAAGUGCACCAGGAGUUGAGGGAGCGAGAGGAUGUUGAGAAGGAGCUGGGCUUGGUCAAAGGUUGGAUUCAAGACACUCGGGGCUUGCUCUUGAGUCCCACAGCAGACCUGGAGACUUUGUUGCAAGAGCUGGAGACUGCACACGGAGAGGUCAUCAGCCGCCGCCAGAGCGUGGAGCGCAUGACAGAGCUGCAGCAAACCAAGUACCAGGACCGCCAGGCGGGGAUGCCGUCGGAGCUCAGCAUGCAGCUGGCUGAGGUGGCUCUGGCUCUGGGCUCUGCUGAGGACCAGGUCCAGGCUAGAGAACGUGAGGUGCAGCAGACCCGAGACGUGAAAGAGGACUUCAGCUCCAGACUGCAGGAAAUGGAGGCCAAGCUGAGAAACAUCUCGUCGAGAUUUGAAAACAAGGGAGCUAACCUGGAGGAGGCCAAAGAGGAGACCAGGACUCUUCGGGAAGAGUGUGAUUGCUGCGCUCACACUCUUGCUGAGUUAGCGGCAGCCGUACAGGAGUUCAGUGAGCACAACCCUCUGCUGUGCAAGCAGCUGGGCGAUGCCGUGGCCAAAAUGGCCCAAGUGCAGCGCCAUGCCACACUGCGGGUCCAGGACAGAAGCAACAAACUGAAGAAGGCAGAGAAGCAAAUGCAGGAAUAUCACAAUAUGAAGGAAUGUAUUUUGAGUUGGAUUGAAAAAGCGGAGACUCUGAUGACGGGCAACAUCAUCUGGAGCCAAAUAUCUCAGCUACAAGAGCAAAUCAGAGCAUAUCAGGCGUUGCUGCGGGAGUGUCGAGGUCUCCAUGGUGACUUGGAAGCCAUGGCAGAGAGGGAGACGCAGUUAGGGGAAGUGUUGAUGACUAAAGGGUGGAGCCAGCAGGUAAAACACCUCGGCAGGCGCACCGAGGAGCUUCACCUCUCAGCCAAGACUCGGCUGCAGAGUUUACAGGAUGCGGCCAAGGACAUGUUGCGUCUAGAAGCUGAGGUGAAGAGCCUCCACGCUGCAGUGGACCAGAUCCAUGUUAUGCUGGCCUCCCCGGAUCUCAACAAGCUCAGUCUGAGAGAGCAGCUCACACAGCGACAACGUUUGUUGGCUGAGAUGGAUGGCUUCAAGCGGCAGGCGGCGGCUGUACAGCAGUGUCAGAGUGCCCUCCGGCUUCCGGAAGAAGUAGUAGCAGGACUUCCUGUGUGCCGCACAGCACAAAGCCUGCAGCAAGAAACCAGCCAGCUGCAGCAUACAACCAUUCAGCAGUGCAAUAUCUUGCAGGAGGCUGUGGUGCAGUAUGAGCAAUAUCAAGUGGAGGUGAGGAACCUGCAGCGGUUGAUAGAAGAAGCCCACCACAUAAUUCAGGACCGACCUGUGUGCACCAGCAACAUUCAGGAGCUUCAGGCUCAGAUACAGCACCAUGAGGAGCUAGCCCAGAAGAUCCGUGGCUACCAGGAGCAGAUCGCAUCGCUCCACUCCAAGUGCAAGAUGCUGACGGUGAAGGCCAAACACGCCACCAUGCUGCUGACCGUCAGCGAGGUGGACAGUCUCUUGGACGGCGUGGACGAGCUGAGCGAUGAGGAGCUGCCUAGUGUCGGAGCCAGCGACAAACAGCUUCCUGCACACCCCUCUGUCGUCAUGAUGACAGCAGGCCGCUGCCACACGCUCCUCUCCCCUGUGACUGAGGAGUCAGGGGAGGAGGGCACCAACAGUGAGGUCUCCUCUCCCCCUGCCUGCCGCUCACCCUCCCCUGUGACUAACGCUGAUGCUUCUCUCAAACAGGGUGGAGGCGGUCUAAAUCGAGCCCCCCUGCAGGAACUCUAUGACCCGUCUAUGGAGAGCAGCACUGCUAACCUGGAUGAUCUGCAGAGAUCUUGGGAAACACUCAAGACUGUGAUAAGUGAGAAACAGAAGAGUCUGUAUGAAGCCCUGGAGCGGCAGCAGCAUUACCAGGAGUCCCUCCAGUCUAUUUCCACGAAAAUGGAGUCUGCCGAAACAGCACUCAGCGAAGGCCUGGAUUCCAACAAGAGCCCAGAGAGCCAGAUGGCGACACAUCAGGCUCUGAUGGACGAGAUACUGAUGCUGCAAGAUGAGAUCGGUGAACUGCAGACAUGUUUCUCGGAGGAGCUGGCCGACAACGACAGUGACUGCGAGGCUUCUGACCAGCUGGCUCUGCAGUCUACCCUAACCGUGCUCGAGGAGAGAAUGGCCACCAUUAAAAUGAAGGCUUCUGGAAAGCGCCAGCUGUUGGAGGAGAAGCUCAGCGAGCAGCUAGAGGAGCAGCGACAGGAGCAGGCCCUGCAGCGUUACCACAGCGAGGCCGUGGAGCUCGACCACUGGCUGCACAGCACUCGUGCUACCCUCAGCUCAGUGCUUAAGCUCCAAAGUGAUGAUUUGGACAUGGAGGAGCAGCUCAUUGACUGCCAGAACAUGCUGUUCGAGAUCGAGCAGAAGGUGUCGUAUCUCUCCGAGCUGUCGGUGCACAGCGAGAGCUUACUUUUAGAGGGAAGGGCCGAAACCAAGGGUGAGGCGGAGCAGCUCACUUUUAAACUGCGCUCUCUGAAAGAAAGUUUGGUAGAGCUGCAGCAAAUGUUGCAGGACAAACAGGUGGACAUACAGGGUUCUUUGCAGGAGCAGGAUGACAGUGAGCCAGACUCAACGCUUUCGCAGAGCCCCAACAUGCAGGAUUGGCUCUCCCAGGCUCGUUCGUCACGCACACAGCAGCAUCAUAACAACCUGCUCCGCCAGAGAGAGCUGCAGGAGCAUGUUGCUGAGCAGAGGAGGUUGCUUCAGUCUGUAGCCAGUGUUGGGGAAGAUUUACACAAUCAACAGAUCACACCAAAUGGGGAUAGUGAGGUGUCUCUCCCUAUAGGAGUGUUGCUGGAGACGCAGAGCCUGUCUCCCGUGGACCACUUGAGACAACGCUGGGAGAACCUGAACAAAGAUCAGAGUACCAAGCUGCAGCUCUCUCUCAACACAUUGGAACAGGAUCAGUCUAGCCCGAUCGUCCACCGGUCCCGUCUGACUAGUCCAAGCAUGGUGUUCAGGGGGGGGUCCAACAGCCAGGACUCUCGCUCGCCGAUGGCUUUAUUUGAGGCGUGCAGUCAGACGUUGGAAAGAAUUACUGAGGAGGCAGAGACCAGUGACAGAAAACUGGCGCUCUCCUCAGUGGCAGCGACACUCCAACAGACGCUGUAUACUGCCGUGUCAGCAGCCUCCACCUGGUUGGACGCUGCUGAAAACGAUAUGCUCUCCGGACCUGUGCUACUGUCCGAAGACACAGAGUCGAAGCUCACAAGUCUCGAGUACACAACUAAAGAUCUGAAGGACAUGAGCAGAGAGGUGAACCAGUGCAGAGACCUGUUGGGUGGAGGAGCAGGCCGCCUGUGUGGAGGUGAGGAGCGAGCUUUAAUGGAGGACACCCUGGAGGGUCUGCAGGAGAGGAUGGGGCUGCUAGAUUCCACCCUUGAACAGCACUGUGACACCAUGAGGGACAGACUCCAGGAGCACUUAAACGUCCAGAACGAACUCAGGAUGCUAUUCACAGCUUUGAAUGAGAGUAAGGACAUGCUCCUACAAAAGAUGGCUGCGACAGUGGAGCGGCCUGCAGCCAAGCAGAUUGAGACAUUAUCAGAGGUAGAGGACAGUCUGAAGGAGUUUGAGCAGAGAGUGACUGAGCUGAAAACCAAAGCUCAAGGACCCCAAUCUGACCGACUCUCCCACCAGGAACUUCUCAAAUUACAGGAUGCAUAUGAAGAGCUGCUGCUGAUGGUGGGCUCCAGGCGCAGCGGCCUGAAUCGAGCCUUGUCGCUGAAGGCUCAGUACGAAGCUGCGCUGCGCGACCUCACAGAUCUGGUAGACACAGCUCAAGACAAGAUGGCUGCAGACCAAAAGAUGACAGUAGCCUCUGUCGUCGAGGUCCAAAUGUUAUUGGACAAACACAAAGAAUUCUUCCAGAGUCUUGAAUGCCAUAUGAUCCUGACCCAGACUUUUUACACUAAAGUGUCAGGUUUGGUGGCACAGCAGGAAAGCCAGGCUCUGGAAGAGACCAUGUCUUUAGCUCACAGUGUCCUGAAGCAGGCCCACAGGAGGGGGGUGGAACUGGAGGGCAUACUGGAGUCAUGGAGCAGACUUGUGGAAGACUACCAGGCUCUGUGCAGACAGUUGGAGGCUGUGGAGUGCAGCAUCCCCACUGUGGGCCUGGUGGAGGAAACGGAGGAGAGACUCUUUGAGAGGAUUAGUCUCCACCAGCGUCUGAAGGCCAGCCUGACUGAGCAUCAGCCCCAACUCUAUCGGGUUCUGGAGGAGGGCAAGAGGCUUCUUCUGUCUGUCAGCUGUCUAGACUUGGAGAACCAGUUAACACAGCUGGGAGAACACUGGCUCUCAUCCACCACCAAAGUCAACAAGGAGCUCCACCGCCUUGACUCCACCCUCAAACACUGGAGCAGGUACCAAAGGGAGUCUGCAGAGUUGAGCCACUGGUUGUGUUUGGCUAUGGACAGACUGGAGUUUUGGACAGCCCAGUCAGUCACUGUGCCUCAAGAACUGGAGACAGUUAGAGACCAUCUCUGUGCUUUCCUGGAGUUUUCUAAGGAGGUGGACGCUAAGUCAUCCCUUCGUUCAUCUGUCCUGAGCACAGGCAACCAGCUGCUAAGACUAAAAAGAGUAGACACAGCUGGUCUGAGAACAGCACUAGGUCACAUCGACACUCAGUGGGCCGAGCUGCUCACACGCAUUCCUGUUGUCCAAGAAAAGCUCCAUCAGCUGCAGAUGGAAAAGCUGGCAUCACGGCAUGCCAUAGCGGAGGUGAUAAGCUGGAUCUCACUCAUGGAGAACAUUAUAGUUGAAGAUCAGGACAAAAUAGCUGCAGUCGUGGGCUCAGAGGUUGUCCAAACUUUCUUGCAGAAGUACAAGGGUUUCCGCAUUGACUUGACCUGCAAGCAACUAACUGUAGACUUUGUGAACCAAUCAGUGCUGCAGAUCAGCAGUCAGGACGUGGAAGGAAAACGGAGUGACAAAACCGACUUUGCAGAGAGCCUUGGAGCCAUGAAUAGACGAUGGCAGAUACUACAAGGCCUCAUUACGGAAAAAAUUCAGCAUUUAGAAGGACUUUUAGAAAGUUGGUUAGAGCAUGAAAACAGAGUGCAGGCCUUAAAAACAUGGUUGACGCUCCAGGAGGAGAAAUUAAAGAAGAAACACAGGAUAGAGGACGUUGUAUCAGUGCAGAAUGCACUUAAGGAUUGUCAGGAGUUAGAGGAAUUGGUUAAGGACAAAGAGAAGGAUCUAGAAAGGGCUGAGGAACAAGGGAACACUCUCAUCCAGGAUAAGAAAGGAGAGGCCUGCUCUGUUGUUAAGGAGACCCUCAAGGGACUGAGCCAGUCCUGGGCUCAUUUGGACCAUAUGAUAAGUCAGAUAAAGGGGAGUCUACGGUCGGUGCUAGGACAAUGGACCUUGUACAGACGCGCUUCAGAGGAGAUCGUUGGCUACCUGAUGGAGGGGAGGUACUGCGUAUCCAGGCUACACCUUGUUAGUGGUUCCCUGGAAGCUGUGCAGCAGCAGGUGGAAAGUCUGGAGAACCUGCAAGAGGAAAUGGACAAGCAGGAAAGCAGUUUGUGCAAGUUUGGUUCUGUAACACAGCAGCUCCUCACCGAGUGCCACCCGUGUGUGGCUGAAACUCUCAACAGAGCCCUACGGGACGUCAACAUGAAGUGGAACGACUUACUAGAGCAGAUUUCAGAGCAGCUGAGGAGCAGUAAGGCCUUGCUUGGACUGUGGCAGCAUUAUAAAGAAGUGUACAGUACUUGCGCCCAUGCUGUGCAGAGGCAGGAGGAGCGGGCUGACCGCCUGCUCAAGAGCGCCAUUGACAGGGACAUCACAGAAGAGGAGAGUAUUUCUUGGAUGAAGGACUGCGAUGAGUGUAUUGGUGAGCAACAAUCCAUACAGUGUUCCCUGCAGCAGCUGCAAGCAUUAGGAGAGCAACUUAGGACCCGAGUGGACGCCCCCUCGUUUGCUGCUCUACAGUCGGACCACAUGUCGCUGACGCAUCGCCUGUCAGCACUUAUGCACGCCCUCCACAGGCAGCAGGAGGUGCUGCAGUCUGGAUGCCGGGCCUGCGAGGGCUUCAGGGAGCAGUUGGACAUGCUUGUCCAUACGGCUGCUGAGGCUGCAGAAGUGUUGAAGGAGUCUGACCAGCUUGGCUCGCCAGCGCUUAGUGAGAUUCAGACACGUAUGGAAAAACUGAAGGCUGUUCUCUCCAAGCUCAGCAGCCUCUCUCCAGACCUGGAGCGCGUCAACAUGCUCAUGUACAGACUGCCAGUCAGCGACAGAGAUCUAAAGCGCCUGCAGAGUCUGAAUAGAGCGUGGACAUCCCACUCGGCUCACCUUAGCGAGAAGUUCAGUAAACUGCAGGCAGUGCUACUCCUGCACCAGAGCUUCCUGCAGAAAUGCGAAGCCUGGAUGGAAUUCCUGUCUCAGACAGAGCAGAAACUGGCUGGAGAGGUUUCAGGCAACCACGAGAGUCUGCUAGAGCAGCAGCGAGAGCAUGAGUUGUUCCAAGCAGAGAUGUUCAGCCAACAGCAGAUUCUCUACUCCAUUAUCAGCGAUGGCCAUCGCAUGCUGGACCAAGGACAAGUGGAUGAUGGAGACGACUUCAGUGUCAAGCUGGCUGUGCUGGCUAAUCAGUGGCAGGGUGUAGUGAGGCGGGCUCAGCAGCGAAGAGGCAUUAUUGACAGUCUGCUCCAUCAGUGGCAGACCUACCACGAGAUGUCCGAAAAACUGCUCCGGUGUCUGCAGGAAGUGUCAAGCGACCUGGACGUGCAUCAGCCGGGAGGAGAACCAGUCACUCUGCAACAGGCUAGAAACCUGCUAGAUCAGAUACAACUUAGACAGCGUGUCCUCCAGAGGCAGCAGGGAGGCUACAUCGUGACAGUGGAGGCCGGCAGAAGCCUGCUGCUGUCGGUCGACGCCCUGGCAGAGUCCAGGCUGCAGACGGAGCUGAUGGAAAUCCAGGAGAGGUGGAGACACGCCCACCAACGCCUGGACCAGCAGAGGAAGGAGCUGCAUGGUCUGCUUAAGAAUUGGGAGCGAUGCGAGAAAGGCAUUGAUGCCUCGCUGGAGAAACUGAGGGCCUUUAAGAGGAAGCUGUCUGUGGCGCUGCCUGACCAUCACGAGGAGCUGCACUCUGAGCAGAUGAGAUGCAAGGAGCUGGAGAGCAGUGUCAAGGGCUGGAGCGAUGACCUCACUUCCUUGUUUCUCCUGAGGGACUCCUUGGUGGGCGUGGUCGGCAACGAUGACGUCACAGUCCUUCAGGAACGCAUCCAGCUUCUCCAGGGCCAAUGGGAAGAGGUGUGCCAUCAGCUUUCUCUGCGCAGGCAGCAGGUAAGCGAGAAGUUGAACGAGUGGGCAGUGUUCAAUGAGAAGAACAAAGAGCUGUGCGAGUGGCUCACGCAGAUGGAGAGCAAAGUCUCUCAAAAUGGGGACAUCAGCAUCGAGGAGAUGAUCGAAAAGCUGCGCAAGGAUUAUCAGGAAGAGAUUGGUGUUGCUCACGAGAAUAAGCAGCAGCUGCAGCUCAUGGGAGAGCGCUUGGCCCGUGUCAGCCAGGAGAGCAAGGCAGCGGACAUUCAACACAAACUCAAUAAAGUCAGCGAGCGCUGGCAACACCUGCUGGACCUCAUUGCCGCCAGGGUGAAGAAGUUGCGGGAGACCCUUGUGGCGGUGCAGCAGUUGGACAAAAACAUGAGCAGCUUGCGGUCCUGGCUGUCUCACAUUGAGACCGAGCUGUCCAGGCCCAUCGUCUACGACACGUGCGACGACCAGGAGAUCCAGAGAAAGCUCAACCAGCAGCAGGAGCUGCAGAGGGACAUCGAGAGACACAGUACAGGGGUGGCGUCUGUGCUCAACCUGUGCGAAGUUCUCCUGCAUGACUGCGACGCCUGCUCCACCGAGACCGAGUGCGACUCCAUUCAGCAGGCUACCAGAGGGCUGGACCGUCGCUGGAGGAACAUCUGCGCAAUGUCCAUGGAGAGGAGGCUUAAGGUUGAGGAGACCUGGAGGUUGUGGCAGAAGUUUUUAGACGACUACUCGCGUUUUGAGGAGUGGUUGAAGACUUCAGAGAGAACAGCCGCCAUGCCCAACUCCGCUGGAGUCCUCUAUACAGUUGGAAAAGAAGAACUCAAAAAGUUUGAGGCCUUCCAGCGCCAAGUACAGGAGUGUUUGACCCAGCUGGAGCUUAUCAACAAGCAGUACAGACGCCUAGCUCGUGAGAACCGCACCGACUCGUCUUGCCACCUCAGAGAAAUGGUGCAUGAUGGGAACAGGAGAUGGGACAACCUGCAGAAAAGGGUGGCGGCCAUCCUCCGACGACUUAAGCACUUCAUCAGCCAGAGGGAGGAGUUUGAGACGGCUCGGGAUAGCAUCCUGGUGUGGCUGACUGAGAUGGACCUUCAGCUCACCAACAUUGAGCACUUCUCCGAGUGUGACGUUCACGCUAAGAUUAAACAACUCAAGGCAUUCCAGCAGGAGAUCCACCUAAACAUGGGCAAGAUUGAGCUGGUGUUCAGGCAGGGCGACGCUCUGAUCGAGAAGAGUGAACCUCUGGAUGCAGCUGUGAUCGAAGAGGAGCUGGAAGAGCUGCAGAGAUACUACCAGGAGGUCUUUGGCCGGGUCAACAGAUACUACAAAAAGCUUACCCGGUUACCUCUUGUGGAUGACGAGUUUGACGGUUCAGACAGAGAGCUGGACAUGGAGGACGGCGGCGACCUCUACGAGCUGCAGUGGGUCAACUCAACACCUCCACGAACCUCCAGCCGACCCCCCUCUGGCGCGACCACCCUCAUUCGGGCGGACCGGUCAGGCCGGGACACCCCAGCCAGUGUGGACUCAAUCCCGUUAGAGUGGGACCAUGACUACGACCUGAGCAGGGGUCUGGAGAGCCCAGGAGGGCGAAGCCACAGGCAGAGGAGCCGAGGGCAAGAGGAGGAGGAAGAGGUGGAGUAUCUGAGGACAGCUACUGCAGUGCUGUCAGAUGUAGUUAUUCCCGAGAGUCCAGAGGCCUAUAUAAAACUGACUGAGAACACAUUGAAAUCGUCCUCUGGUGAGCCAGGCCAGCUGGAAGCCAGUCUCAGGCAACAGGACCAAGUUCUGGAUGCAGGACGCUGUCACCUGCAGGCGAGAGAGGACGCCGCCAACCGCUCCAGCCCUGAUGUUGAUGCCACCUACAUGGGCUAUAUGCGUCUGAUGGGCGAGUGUCACGGCAGCAUAGAAGCAGUGAAGCGAGCUGAGGAAGAACUCACAGAGGACGAAGAUGAAAUGCCAGGACUCACCAAUCCGACCAGCGCAGACAGUCAGAGUGCAGGUGUGAUCAAGCGCUGGGAGCUGAUCCAGGCUCAGUCUCUCAGUGAAAAGCACAAGCAGAACCUGCAGCAUUGGCAGCAACUGAUAUCAGACCUGCAGACCAUGCGUGCCUGGCUGGGUCAGUGUGAGGCAGAGCUGGGCCAGUUGCGAGGCCUGGAGCGCAGCACGGACAUCCACAGCAUCCAGCAGAGGAUCAAGAAACUCAGGGAGUUGCAGAAAGGGAUGGACGCCCACAAGUCGGAGUUGCUUUCCAUCAACCUGACUGGCGCCAGUUUCCUCCAAUCAAAGCCCGACUCUGAGGAGGCGUGGGAGCUAAAGGACGGUCUAGAGGAGAUGAAUGCAUCCUGGGAUCGCCUGGGCACCUUGCUGGAAAAGUGGAGGGAGGAGCUGCAGCAGGCUCUCAUGCAGUGCCAGGAGUUCCACGAGAUGAGUCAUGGUCUGCUGCUGUGGUUGGAGAACAUCGACCGUCGGAGGAAUGAGGUGGUUCCUGUCCCUUCAAACCUGGACCAUGAAACGCUACAAGCUCAUCUCAGGACACUGACUCAAAUCAAGCGGGAGCUGCUGGACUCUCAGCAGAAGGUGUCGUCCCUCCAGGAGCUCUCAGCUCAGCUGCUGGUCAGCACGGCAGUGCCCACAGCAACCACUCUCCUUUCCCCUGGCAGCGAGUGUCUGGAGGCCCAGGAGAAGGUGCACGUGAUCUGGAACAGGCUGCGCCUGCUCCUGCGGGAGGUCGACUGCGACCUGGAGGGGUUGCAGAGGCGACUGGAGGUCGUGAGCACGCAACAGGAUUUCAUACCCCGAACUGUUGUCAAAUCUGACAUGACUUCUGCUGGUCUUGCAUCUGAUUCAACAAGCAUCCAAGCUUUCAAACGAUUGCCUCGAGGCAAAAGUAGUCAGGCCCACCCUGGACCCCCUGAGAGCGACCCCCGCCACAGCCGCAGGAGGUCAGCCGGCGCCGCUGGCUGCGUUUCCUCCCGUUCUGACCUUUUGGACGGCGUCUCCUCGCCAUCCUCCUCCUCCUCUUCCUCCAAAGGCCAUUCCUUCCUGCAUCGUGUCCUGAGAGCUGCGCUCCCCGUGCAGCUGUUCCUCUUGUUCCUCAUUGGCCUGGCCUGCCUGGUGCCCAUGAGCCAGGAGGACUACAGCUGCCACCACGCCAACAACUUUGCCCGCUCCUUCCAUCCCAUGCUGCGCUACACAAACGGACCCCCACCUAUAUAGCUGCCUAUCCCUAUCCACCCAUAUCGCUUUGCCAAGGACUCCUGUGAAUGUGCCCUUUUUCACCCUGUGCCCUACAGCAACAAGCUCCGCCCCCUGUUGGGAUGCACCAUUAUGACAAGGAGCCCUUUAAUUACUAAUGGACCUUUUUAGAUAUAUAUUUUUAAAUUGUGUUUACCUUUAAUAUGUAUAUGAGGUUUUUUAGUGAUAUCAAUGAGAAAGAACAAAGCACUAUUUAUAAUACACUCACGAUGGGAGCCAAAGUCGUCCACUAUUCCCAGUGCUGCUACUAUUUAUUGAGCGGAAUAUUAUUCGUUUGAAAAAAGCUCAAAUGUUUAAGGAUAUUGGUCCUGAAAAGAUUUAACCAAUAAACAGCCGAGUUAAUAUAAUGUUUAAAAGGGCGCUUUUACGAUUACAUAACUCGAGUGCUGCGGUGAAAAUGCCCGGAUGUACUUUUUACUCGUUGAUUAAUUCCCCAUAUGCGCGUCUGUUUGCUGGCCCCAACAAGAUGCGUUGACGCUGCGUUGUAAAUUCCGCUUGACUUCUAACCAACUAAAUAUUUUUUUGUAGUCUGAAUUUGCCAACUUAAUUUCUCUCUGGUUCGUUCCAACUUUGCUGUGAGGACCGCCCCUGUUUGCUGUUUGAAGGUACCGCACUGACUGACUGAACGCCUUUGAGCCAAAAUGGCCAACUUCUAACCGCCUAAAGCUAAAGCUCGUAUUUCUACUGCUUUGAUUGUGAUAAAGGUGUUUUUUCUGUUAUAUAUAAUAUAUACAUACUUGUGUUUCUGUUAGAGCAUGCACUUGAAAGCCCCUAAAGCCAAACAAUCGCUGAUUGUGUAGCUGUAGAUUUAUUAAUCAUAUUGAUGUUUGGUUAUAAGUAUUAUUCCGAAGUGAUCAAACAUCGCUACCUUAUCUAAACACAAUGUGUACAAAAAUAUGAAAAUUGUUAAUUUAUGUAUGUACAGUUUGCUAAUGCCGAAUACUCUUUGCAUAUAAUAAAACAUGAACCAUUUAAUAA
This is a messenger RNA of Nerophis lumbriciformis (worm pipefish), 27708 nucleotides long. It is a transcript of the gene syne1a, whose product is annotated as spectrin repeat containing, nuclear envelope 1a. NCBI's taxonomy places the organism in Eukaryota, Metazoa, Chordata, Actinopteri, Syngnathiformes, Syngnathidae. Gene Ontology annotation, molecular function: protein binding. The record is from RefSeq and is a predicted model, not a curated record. Gene Ontology annotation, cellular component: membrane.